AUGGCAUGUGCAUCUUCGAAUCGCUUUGACAUUCAAGAUGAAGAAGCUAACUCGGCAUUUCUGGUUGGUAAACGUGACGUUCUCUUGAAUAAUUAUCAGUCCGCAUGUGAUCAUUUAUCAAAAGCGUGUGAGCGAAUCGUUCAAUUGCGUGGAAAUGACACGACACCUGAACUCGCGGAACCAUAUUUUUACUACGGUCAAGCUCUGCUCUAUCUGGGUCUCGGUGAGCAGCAAGUCUUCGGAAGUGAUAUUGUGAAAGAUGAAGAUAAUGAUGAAAAUGAAGGGGAAAGUGAAGAAGACGAAGAUGUUGAUAAUGUUGAUGGUGAAGAAAAACUUGGUGAAGGGGUGGAAAGAAAAGGAGAUGGUGAAGGUGAAAAAGCAGAUGAUUUAAUUCCUGAUGAUGAACAAGUGAAUGAUCUGGAACGUGCUUUUGAAAUACUUGAAUGUGCCCAUAUGAUCUACUCAAAAAUGUUAGAAACAGAACCAAACGAUGCUCACAUUAUAACGCGUUUAGGUGAUUUGCACGUUAUGCUCGCCGAUAUUUGUAAUGAAAACGGUGAUCACGAAAAUGCACUCUCGAAUGUUCUCAAAGCAAUUGAUUUACAAGAAACAAUUAGCGAGCAACAACGCUAUCGAUUACUUGCUGAAAGUUAUUAUAAACUAGGUUUAAUCUAUGAAUUAAUUAAUAAGUUUUCCGAAGCUGUCGAGGCGUUCGAUAAGGCAAUUAGUACACUUCGUCAAGCUAUUGAACAGGCAACUGGAGAAGAUAAAGAAAGUGAACGUGAAGAACUGAAAUCUCUUUUACCAGCCAUUGAACUUAAACGUAACGAUGCUCAAGCAUCCAUGGCCGAUAAACAUCUGAUAUCCCAGGCACGAAGUAUCGUUUCUGGUACGAAUGGAAAUAAUCAUACAACGGAUAAUAGUACGAAAGAUGCACCGGUGAAGGACAUAACAUUAAGUAUUCGACAUAAACGGCCGGCGACUGAAUCGGAAAAGACCGACGAAGAGAACAAAAAAACGAAAACGGAAGAAAAAUUUGUAAUAUCCAUGGCGAAAAGUAUGAUAAAUAUCUUAUGUCCUAGUGGACAUCGACGAAAAGCACAGAUGGCGCCGAAUAGCAAUUUACUUCAAGUACUUGAAGAUAUGUGUAGCGAAGAAAAUUUAGAUUCAUCUGAAUGGGAAUUGAUAUAUCAACGUCAUAAGUGUGAUUUGACAAUGCCAUGGCGUUUACAAAGCAUUCCAGCGAAUGCCACGUUAGAAAUGAGAAAACUCGAAGAUCGUCGAUCGACAGACGAUGUCAAUGUUCAGUUACAAUUACCCGAUAAUUCCAGAUAUUCUGGCUGGUUUGAACCUACUGUUACUCUGCAGGAGAUGCUGGAUUGGUAUCGCAUACAACCAGAAAGUAUGGUGGCAGCUAUCGAUAUUUCGAUGAGUGAUAUUUACAAUUCGUGUCCAGUUUGUACAUACAUGAGUGAAGAGGUCAUCGGAGAGUAUGCUUUGACGAACACUACAUUGCGUGAUCUUGGAUUGACUGGUGGAACAGCUGUUAUUCGAUAUAACUUGCGACCAGUCAGUGACAGUGACUUACAGAAAAUCAAUCGUCGAAUUGACGAUAAGAUUGUUCGCCGACGUCAACAGCAGUAUGAACAAGAACAGAAAAGCAAGCAACAACAACAACAAACAAGCAAAACUGCGUCGGCUCGUCCAUCCGCUUCGACUUCCUCAACGACAUCUGCAAAAGCUCCACCAUUACCACCAUCAAGCAAUGAAGAAUAUUCCAUCUUUCGCGAUCCACCUACUCGCGCGUCAGAAUCUUCUACUACCACGCGGCCACAACAGGGCCAAUCGAGAACCUUAGCUGAAGAACUCGGCAUUGACAUAUCAUUAGAUCCCGAACCCAAUAAAGUUCGAGAAAAAUCUCAAUCCGACUUUCGGGAUUUCAAAUUUCCUGCGGCGACAAAAGGUAAAAACUUGAAUCAAAAUGAAGGCGAUGACGAAUAUCGACACGCCCAGAAUGUUCGACCAUGUGAUCGGCGUCCAAUAGCAUAUGAUACCGCAAAAGCGCGAUCAACGCGUGAUAAGAAAGAUCCAAGAACUGGUGAAGCACUACCUGAAAGUUUCUACGAUGUAACAGCUGAGGAUCUACGAUCAAUGCUAAGUAGUCUACAUCAACAAAGUACCGAAGACGCACCAUUAGAAACUCGUGCUAUGCGUGAACGAACACAAUCAGACAAGUACAUGGUCUAUGAUCAGAUUGCUAUCCGACUUGUAGUUAAUCCACGCUGCAUUCUUCAAGGAUUAUUUCGUCCCGAAGAGCCGCUUUCUCGUCUAAUCGAUUUCGCUCAAACCCAUCUUAUCUGUCCACAAAUUGGCCAAGAAGGUUUUUAUUUCUAUACAACACCACCUCGUGUUGUACUAUCUGACUUGCACAAACCGUUUUCAGCGUAUGACUUAGCUCCUGCUGCUUUCGUACAUCUUGGUCAUCGAACAAUUUCGCCACUUCCUGUUCAAUUAGUAUCAAACAUGUCCAUACGAUCAAUCGACGAAGCAAAUCAGCUCGCUGCUCAAUAUGUCUUCAGUCGUGCCAGACCGAUGGAUGAACGCGAACGUGAGCGUAGUACUUUAUAUACUGAGAGGCCUAGCACAGCAGACAUCGCUACGAAUGCUACUACCCGUCCGAAACCAAGAAAUCCAACUGCUAGUAAUAUUGAUGAUAAACAACUUCGUGAUAAAUUACGUAAAUUUUUUCCAGGAAAAAAAUAA
Messenger RNA from Adineta ricciae, 2763 nucleotides. NCBI's taxonomy places the organism in Eukaryota, Metazoa, Rotifera, Eurotatoria, Adinetida, Adinetidae. The record is from the annotation of a GenBank genome assembly.